Messenger RNA from Dichotomopilus funicola, 1182 nucleotides. RefSeq lists its product as uncharacterized. Bases 1 to 1182 code for a protein of 393 amino acids. The transcript has a single exon. Gene Ontology annotation, molecular function: chitin binding. NCBI's taxonomy places the organism in Eukaryota, Fungi, Ascomycota, Sordariomycetes, Sordariales, Chaetomiaceae. The record is from RefSeq and is a predicted model, not a curated record.
AUGCGUUCCCUCACAUUCCUGUUGGUGGUCCUCAGCACCAUUGGGCUUGGCCUAGCCCAGCUCGAGGUCUCACCCGACGGCACCUGCGGCUCGACACAGCGUUACUCGUGUCUCGGCUCAGCCUACGGCAACUGCUGCUCGUCAACCGGCGAGUGUGGCUACACUGACGAUGUAUGUUUGACGGGAUGCCAGGCCGAGUUUGGCCUCUGCGGCAGCGGCGUCGGCGGUCAGCCCAGCAGUACGACAGACCCCGGUGAGCCGUCAACAAGUGACGAUACACCCCCAGAGGUCUCCACUGUCUUCGUCACCUCCAUCAUCCGAACCACCGAAGUCCAAAGCACCCUGGUGACCGUCACAACCACAGACGUGGAAGAAGUCACCACCACUAUCCCGACCACCUCCGUCCAAACCAGCACCGUGAUCGUCAACACCACCUCCACCGACUACACCACCACCACCUCCGUCAGCUACUCCAUCGUCUUCGCCACGGUCUACAACACCAUCAACGUAACUAGCACCUCCACCAUCUGGCAAAACGCCACAACUACCACCACCCAAACCAUCGACACAACCCAAUACUUCAACGAAACCAUCACCUCCACCCUCACCCAACCCAUCACCAUCACCUCCACCGCCGAAUUCAACGUCACCAGCACCAUCAACGCCACAUCCACCGAUUUUAUCACCGAAACCACAACAGCCACACAAAUCGAGACCGAAACCACCGAAAUCCCUGUCACGGUGAACGUCACGGCCACGGAUACGCAGUUCACCACGGAAACGGACCUCGUCACUGCCACGGAGCACACCACGGAGACGGAUCUCUUCACGACCACUGCGGUGGAGACGCUGACUUCGACGGCGGUGUUCAAUGAGACGGUGACGGUUACCGAUACGGUUACUCCGUCUGCUCCGCCGCCUGUGACUGAGACAGAGACUGAGACUGAAACGGAGACGGAAACGGCAACGGAAACGGAGACUAUCACGCAGACAGUGACCUUGCCGCCCGUUGACAGCAGUAGUAGUGUGCCCAGCAGCAGUGAUACCCCGAGCAGCAGUGCCCAGCAGACGUUGACGUUAUCCCCGAGUCCGGAUCCUGAACCGGAGCCGGGCACGGAAACGGCUACGGAGACGGCGACGAGUGCUAGUCCCGCGGGGACGUUGACUGUUGGUGGCCCUUGA